Molecule: messenger RNA, 858 nt
Organism: Daucus carota subsp. sativus
Lineage: Eukaryota; Viridiplantae; Streptophyta; Magnoliopsida; Apiales; Apiaceae
Exons: 1
Coding region: 1-858 (285 amino acids)
Molecular function (GO): zinc ion binding; nucleic acid binding
Source: RefSeq, a predicted model, not a curated record
AUGGCGUCAAAUAAUUUUUCCCUUUCGAUACCUACAUUCAAAGGAGAUCACUAUAAUUCAUGGGCUAUCAAAAUGAAAUCAUAUUUGAAAGCUAUGAGUCUGUGGGAAACAAUUGAAAGUGAUGUUGAAUUAACCAUUCUUCCACAAAAUCCAACCGCAGCUCAAAUCAAAAAACGUGACGAGGAAGCAGCAAGAGAAGCAAAAGCACUCUCAUGUAUUCAUUCGGCGGUGUCGGAUGGAAUCUUUACAAGUAUCAUGACUUGUGAGUCACCAAAAGAGGCAUGGAGCACGUUAAAGGAAGAGUUUGAAGGAAAUGCUAAAACAAAGUUGAUGCAAGUUUUGAAUCUCAAACGAGAAUUCGAGAUGCAGCGGAUGAAGAGGAACGAAACUAUUAAGGAAUAUGUGAGUAAGCUUAUGAGCAUUGUUAAUCAAAUAAGGUUGUUUGGUGAAUCAUUUGCCAGCGAGAGGGUUGUUGAUAAAAUUCUGGUGAGUGUUCCUGAAAAAUAUGAGUCUAAAAUAUCUUCACUUGAAGAUUCCAAAGACCUAUCCAAAAUAACUCUAGUGGAAUUAGUCAAUGCUCUCAGUGCCGUAGAUCAAAGGAGAUUAAUGAGGGAGGAAGAAAAUGGAGGAAAAACUGAAGGACUCCUAUUAGCGAAAAGUUCCUUUUCAAAAGCCACAAGUAACAAAGUUCAAUGCAACUACUGUCAUAAGAUUGGUCACGAAGAAAAGGACUGCUGGAACAAAGGAAAGCCACAAUGCUUCAAAUGCAAGAGAUAUGGACACUUGGCAAAGAAUUGUAGAUUUCAAGGUGAUGAAGAAAUCAUGGCACAACUGAUGGAGGCAGAACCUCUGCUUUAG